AUGGCCCGAGCAGCGCGCACGCUCGUGACAGCAGCGCUCUCUGUCGGCGUCGCAGCACACGUCUACAACGAGACACUCGAUCCAUGGAACAUUAACAAGAACCAAGAUGCUACAGACAGUAUCGAUUAUACAACCCCAGCCCGAGGCAACUACACAAAGUCUCCCACAAACUGGCGUACGCUUCCUACAUAUACCCUCUUGGUCGACAAGUGGAUCGACGGUGACCCGUCCAACAAUGACUUCUUCGACCUGAUCUACGAGUGGGACUGGAGGGAGACCCAACUACGUGCAGGCGGAGACGCCAGUGGUCUCAUGGACGACCGCGGUCUCGACUACAUUCAGAGCAUGGGCUACCAGGCAAUCUACCUGGCCGGUACCAACUAUGUCAACAUGCCAUGGCAGGCCGACGGAUACUCGGCUCUCGACUUUACCCUCCUCGAACCCCACUUUGGUACCCUCGACGAGUGGAACACGCUCAUCGACAAGAUCCACGCCCGUGGCAUGUAUGUCAUCUUUGACUUGACAGUCGGAACCAUGGGUGACAUGAUUGGUUUCACAAAGUACAUGAAUGCCUCGGCUCCGUUCAACACCAACGAGUACGAGGUCGAGUGGAAGUUGCCAGUAUACACCCCGUGGGGCUUUACCGGCUACCCAGACUUCAACUUUACCAACGAGUACAACGAGUCGUGUGUCUACCCGACCUUCUACGACGAUGACGGCUCGAUUCUCGACCCGGGACUCACUGGCUGUUACGAGUCGUCGUUUGACCAGUACGGUGACAUUGAAGCGUUCGGUGUCCACCCCGACUGGCAGCGUCAGCUCGCAAAGUUCGCCUCCGUCCAGGACCGUCUUCGCGAGUGGCGUACCGAGGUUCUCGAACGUCUCAAGCUCUUUUCGUGUCUCUGUAUCCAGGCCAUGGACGUGGACGGCAUCCGUAUCGACAAGGCCACUCAGGUCACUGUCGAUGCUCUCGCCGAGUGGGCCAACGCGACUCGCGCUUGCGCUCGUGACGUCGGCAAGGACAACUUUUUCAUCCCCGGUGAAAUCACGGGUGGUGACUCGUUCGGUUCCAUCUACCUUGGCCGCGGCCGUACCGAGGGUAUGCGUACCACCUACGAGCAGGCCCUCGACCUCACCCCGGCCGACAACACAAAGUUCCUGCGCGAGGAGGGUCUGACUGCUCUCGACUCGUCCGCUUUCCACUACUCGAUCUACCGUUACAUUGUCCGUUGGCUCGGCAUGGAUGGUUCGCUCUCCGUGUCCAACGACAUUACGGGCGACUUUAUCGACAACUGGAACCAGAUGCUCGUCAACAAUGAUUUCCUCAACUCGCAAAACGGCGAGGUUGACCCGCGUCACAUGUACGGUGUUACCAACCAGGACGUGUUCCGCUGGCCCAUCAUGGCCAACGGUACCCACCGUCAGCUUGCCGGCGAGUUUAUCACCCACUUGCUACUUCCCGGCAUGCCACUUGUGUGGUAUGGUGAGGAGCAAGGUCUGUUCGUUCUCGACUCGAGUGCCGCCAACUACCUCUACGGUCGUCAGUCCAUGGUCAGCACCGGAGCCUGGAAGCGUCACGGCUGCUACCGUCUCGGUGCUACCCAGUACUACAACCUGCCAUACGACAAGUCUGUCACUGGAUGCUACGACAGCAACGUUGCCCUCGACCACUUUGACCCGACCGCGCCCAUGCGCCGUGCCCACCGCGCCUUCAACUGGGUUCGCUCGACCUUCCCUGCCAUCCAGGAUGGUUUCAUGCUGUCUCGUCUGAGCAACAACACCCGUCUCGAGUACUACCCCGGUUCCAACGGCACUGCCACUCAGAUGGGUCUGUGGUCGGCCGUCCGUGUCCCCUCGGCCAAGCAAAUCAACACUACCGGUUCAGGCUGGAACACCGACGCCGACACGUCCCAGGGUGUCAUGCUCCUUUACACCAACGAGAACUCGUCCGUCUCGUACGACAUUGACUGUACCGCCUCCAAUGCCAUUCUCGCUCAGUGGCAGGGCGACAGCGUUCUUCAAAACGUCCUGUACCCUUACGACAACAUUACCCUUGGCAACACCAACACGCCAUUCUACGGCGCGAAUGACACCACUGGCACCAAGCAGGGAUGCAUCUCGAAGAUCGACAUGGGACCGUUCGACUUCAAGGUCUUGGUCCCCCAGUCACGCUGGGUCCCGCCGCCCCCGGCUCUCUCGGGAUUCUCGCCGGGCCACGACGCACGCGUCACUCUCGACGGCGACACCAUCAACAUUUCGUUUGAGUGGGACCAGAACAUGGACUGUGACAGUGUCAUGGCAGGAAUUAGCCUCAACUUCACCGGCGACUCGUCCAAGGCGCCGAAGAUACCGUCUAACGCCACCGGAUGCCAGUCGAUCACAGGUGCAAUCGAUGACCACGUCUCUGUCACUCCUUCGGCCUGGCAGUAUGCUACCCAGAUUCAGGGCGCUGGUGAAGGUAUCUACCACAUUACCAUUGGCAACGUCACCAACGCGGGCAAGACUGCCGGCACUGGCAUUACCGACCACCUUUUGAUCCGCGUCGGCUCGUCUGGCAACGUCAUGGUCUUCCCGGACAACGACUAUGACAACUCGGUGUUUUCGGUCUCCGAUGGCACUUACACGGUCACCCACACCGCCUAUGGUGCCGAAAAGUUCCGCUACACUGCCAACUAUGGCCAGGACUGGACUGAUUGGGCCGACUACGAGGCCACCACCACUCUGAACGCUACAUUGUUCAAGAACAACUGGUGGAAGGGCGAGCACGUCAUGAUCCAGUACUGGUCUUCGCUCGUUGGUUCGGGCGCGCACAUUCUCCACGCCGACGCCGGUUACACUAGCGGCCAGCGUCGUUACCCGCAGCUUCUCCUCCGUGGUUCCUUCAACACCUGGGGUUACGACCUGGGCAUGAACGCUCACCUGGCUCUCGAGUCGGAUGGCGUGUGGAAGAUGCCUGUCAUGAGUUCUUGGCCCGCCGAGUUCCAGCUCAACGUCUACGACUUUGACGACUACUUUUACGGCGACGCUGAUGGCGACGGUGUCAUUGACCGCCUGCCGCCCAACUCGCUCACGCCCAACUUCCUCAACUUUUCGUCGCCGCCCCGCCCUUACCUCGCGUGGACGCUCCAGGUCAACGACAAGUCGGGUGCAUGGACCAUUUCGCCCAUUGGCCACGAGAUGGCUUCGAUCAUUGCGUUUGCCCUCCUGCUCACGAUUCCUCUGCUCACCGCCUUUGCCGCCGCCGGUAUCUUCCGCUACUCGUUCUACUCUAUCAAGAUCAACAAGUGGGGUCAGAAGCCGCACAAGGACUCGAGCUACUUCCCCAUCGUUGGCGGCCACCACGAGAAGAAGGAGGGCGCCGGUGUCUCAGAGAAGGCUGUUGUGCCGCACCACGAAAAGGUCAAGCCCAACGACCGCAUGAUCGGCUGGCCCGAGGACCCCAACAAGCGCCGCAAGGUGCUCAUUGCCACCCUCGAGUACGAGAUCAUCGACUGGAAGCUCAAGGUCAAGAUUGGUGGUCUCGGUGUUAUGUCGUCCCUCAUGGGCAAGGCCAUGAGCGACGUCGACCUCAUCUGGGUGAUUCCCAAGGUUGCCGACAUUGAGUACCCGCAGGCCGAGUUUGCCGAGCCCAUCGAGGUCAUCAUCUUUGGCGAGCCCUACCUCAUCGAGGUCGAGACUCACCAGCUGGACAACAUCACCUAUGUCAUUCUCGACUCGCCCGUCUUCCGCGCGCAGACCAAGUCGGACCCUUACCCGCAGCGCAUGGACGACCUGAGCUCGGCCAUUUUCUACUCGACUUGGAACCAGGCUAUUGCCGAGACGCUCCGCCGCUUCAACGACGUGGACAUUUACCACAUUAACGACUACCACGGAGCGCUCGCCCCUCUCUACCUGCUCCCCCAGAUCUUCCCCGUCUGUCUCUCCCUCCACAAUGCCGAGUUCCAGGGCUUGUGGCCUCUGCGUACAAAGGACGAGAUGAAGGAGGUCUGCGCGGCUUUCAACAUUUCCAAGGAAAUCUGCUCCAAGUAUGUCCAGUUUGGUAACACGUUCAACCUGCUCCACGCCGCCGCCUCGUUCAUCUCGCACCACCAAAAGUCGGUCGGUGUCGCCGGUGUCUCGGACAAGUACGGCAAGCGUUCGUGGGCCCGUUACCCGGCGCUCUGGACUCUGCGCAACAUUGACUCGCUCCCGAACCCGGACCCCACCGAUAUUGCGGCCCUCGACGACCACGCCAUUUCUGUCGACAAGAUCGAGGUCGACCAGGUCGCCGAGGCCAAGCGUCCUGAGCACAAGCGCCAGGCCCAAGAGUGGGCCGGCCUCAAGCAGGACCCCCAGGCCGACCUGUUCGUGUUCGUCGGUCGUUGGUCCAAGCAAAAGGGUGUCGACCUCAUCGCCGAUGUCAUGCCCAGUAUCCUUGAGAAGAAGCCCAAGAUUCAGCUCAUCUGUGUCGGUCCCGUCAUCGACCUGUAUGGUCGCUUCGCCGCCGAAAAGCUCGCCCGCCUCAUGGAAAUGUACCCCGACCGCGUCUUCUCCAAGCCCGAGUUUACCGCCCUGCCCCCUUACCUGUUCUCGGGUGCCGACUUUGCCCUUAUCCCUUCGCGUGACGAGCCCUUCGGUCUUGUCGCCGUCGAGUUUGGUCGUAAGGGUGCCCUUGGUGUCGGUUCGCGUCUUGGUGGUCUUGGUCUCAUGCCCGGUUGGUGGUUCCCUGUCGAAUCGACCAGUGCCACCCACAUGCUCUCACAGCUCACCAAGACGAUCAAGCUGGCGCUCAAGUCGACAGAGGAGGAACGUGCCAUUCUCCGUGCCCGUUCCGCCGUCCAGCGUUUCCCCGUCGUCGAGUGGCGUCAGCGUCUUGAAGACUUCCAGCGCCGCAGUAUCAACAUGUCGCGUUCGCUCGCCCACGAGCACGCCUGGGGUUACGAAGAGGCUGCCAACGGUCCUCGCAGCACGCACUUUUCGGCUGGCGGUAACGCCAACAAUGAGAGCUCGACUUCGCUGUCUCAGUGGAACCGUCCCGGUACUCCCGACUCGAUGAUGUCUGCUACCAACUCGCCCAACCCAGACCGCAUGUCUCUGCAGCCCGACCCGAACAACCCGGCCCUCAACCUGCCUCCCGGUGCCGGUCAGCCCGACCGCAACUCGCUCUCGCCUGGUGACUACCACCGUCGCUUUGACCGCAAGAACCGCGCAUCGGGCGAAUCGUUCUACGACGAGGACCCGAGCGAGCCCCGCGCGCGUCCCAAGUUCUUCUCUGGCUACGACGACGACCACUCGAGCGCCGUUUCUUCCGACCCCGAAACCCAGUCCAUGGCUCCCUCGGAGAACCCUGGCAUGGGUGGCGGCAGUGUUGCCGGUGGCUCAGACGCCCCCGGCCAGACGUACGACAACUUCCUUGCCGCUGCCAACAAGCAGUUUGCCAAGACGACCGGUAACCGCAACGCGCCCGACCCCUUCAUGGAACGCCGUAUGAGCACCAUGAGCACCGACUCGAGCGGCGGCAACUUUGCGCCUCCCCGUCCCUUCUCGACCUUCUCCCGCGUGUCGUCAUUCGACUCUAUUUCGUCCAUUGUCGACGAGAAGAAUGCGUCGCCACUCAACAAGGCCAUGGAGUCGUUUACCGACUCUGACGGUGAGGUUGCGCAAAACUUUGUGCAAAAGCUGCAAACACUGUCGUCGGGCAACUCCAAGGGCGACUUGUGUAUUGAAAAGUUCCUCAUGAAGAGCGAAAAGCAAUUCUUCGGCGAGAUGAAAAAGGAGAAGCUCACGGCCGCUAGCGCCUCGCUCCGCUCCCGCGACUCGGUCAUGCACGGCUCGUCGGUUCUCCAGGGCCACGGCUCGUCGUUCAUGCACGGCUCGUCGCGCACCACCUCGAUGAUUGACGGCUUCCGCCCCGACUCGCCUGCCGGCGGAUACUCGAUGUCUGGCCACAGCCACCCCGAGGACCACUUUAGCGACAUGUUUGGCGGUGACGGCGAGGAAAAGCCCAUGACCCGCGUCCAGGUCUGGAUGGACCAGUCGAUUGGCGGCUGGCCCAUUUACACCAUCAUCAUCUCGCUCGGCCAGCUCCUGUCGGCAACGUCGUUCCAGCUGUCGCUCCUUGGCGGCUCCAACACCCAGACCGCCACCGACAUGUACAUUAUCUGCGCCAUCUUCGUCGUCGCCACGCUCCUCUGGUACACCUUGUUCCGCAUGCGCCCCUCGGUCUACGUCCUCUCGGUCCCCUGGCUCCUCUUUGGUGUUGCGUUCCUCAUGGUCGGCUUCCCGUCGCUCCACGGUCCCUUCACUGUGGCGCGUACCUGGAUCACCAAGGUCGGCACUUGGUUCUACGCCGUCGCGUCGGCUGCUGGCUUCCUCUUCUUUGGCCUCAACUUUGGUGAAGAGGCAGGUGCCGCCGCCGAGGUCUGGAUUCUCCGUGCGUGCAUUGUCCAGGGUGCCCAGCAGAUUUGGGUCUCGGCUCUGUGGUACUGGGGUUACACGCUCGACGGCACCAACCCGACCACUUGGGUUGUUCCCCGCGCCAUCAUCUACGUCGUCUGGCCCUUGUCGGCCAUUUCGUUCCUGUUCGCCUUCCUCAUGUACGCCGGUCUGCCCGAAUACUACCACCAGAUCCCGCCCUACGUGCCCAACUUCUUCAAGACGCUCGUUCGUCGCAAGCUCGUCAUUUGGUUCCUCAUUUCCGAGAUUCUGCGCGACUACUGGCUGUCGACCGUGUACGGCCGCAACUGGCAGUUCCUCUGGAGCGACUCACAGGUCCCCACUUGGGCCGUUGUCGUCAUGAUUGCCAUCUUCUUCAUUGGCGUGUGGGGCCUGCUCAUGGGCCUGUUGAUCAAGUACGCCAAGGUGCACUCGUGGCUCUUGCCCGUGUUCGCAGUCGGUCUCGGCUGUCCUCGUUGGUGCCAGAUGUUCUGGGGCAUUUCCGGUAUCGGCAUGUAUGUCCCCUGGGGCGGUUCCGUCGGACCUUACCUUUCCACCUGCCUUUGGCUGUGGCUCGGCGUGCUCGACGCGAUCCAGGGUGUCGGCCUCGGCAUGAUCCUGCUGCAGACUCUGUCGCGUCUGCACGUCUGCGCGACGCUCGCGGGCGCCCAGCUCCUGGGUUCCAUAGUGGUCAUGAUUGCGCGCGCGACAUCGCCGGACAAGAUCGGCCCCGGCAACGUGUUCCCCAACGCGGCGUUCUGGUCCCCCUCGACUGGCGACAACAACCCCGUCAAGCACUGGGAGUUCUGGCUCUGCCUCGCGUGCCAGAUGGUUAUCCCCAUCGGCUACUUCUUCUUCUUCCGCAAGGAGCAGCUCAGCAAACCUUAG
This is a messenger RNA of Apiotrichum porosum, 7302 nucleotides long. RefSeq names its product Cell wall alpha-1,3-glucan synthase ags1 (gene AGS1). Gene Ontology annotation, biological process: fungal-type cell wall (1->3)-alpha-glucan biosynthetic process. Gene Ontology annotation, molecular function: alpha-1,3-glucan synthase activity. NCBI's taxonomy places the organism in Eukaryota, Fungi, Basidiomycota, Tremellomycetes, Trichosporonales, Trichosporonaceae. The transcript is spliced from 5 exons. Bases 1 to 7302 code for a protein of 2433 amino acids. The record is from RefSeq and is a predicted model, not a curated record. Gene Ontology annotation, cellular component: fungal-type cell wall.